Molecule: messenger RNA, 4902 nt
Organism: Notolabrus celidotus (New Zealand spotty)
Lineage: Eukaryota; Metazoa; Chordata; Actinopteri; Labriformes; Labridae
Product: cadherin-23-like
Exons: 30
Coding region: 1-4800 (1599 amino acids)
Biological process (GO): homophilic cell-cell adhesion
Cellular component (GO): plasma membrane
Molecular function (GO): calcium ion binding
Source: RefSeq, a predicted model, not a curated record
AUGGAGACCGGUGGUUUGACUCGAAAUGGUCUCCUGGUUGUUUUCUCCAUUUGUCUGGGAGUGAUUUCUGGAACUCCUAUCGGUACUUCAGUCAUAAAUUGUAACGGUGGUAGCAAUGGGGAUGUGGGUGUAGUGGAUGAAGGAUAUGAAGGGGAUGUGGAGUUGUUUACUGGGAUCACUGCAGGAAGUGGUGUGCAGCUGGUCCCCCACAUCUUCGAUGAACACCUGGAGUAUCUGGAGCUGAGCUUCACGCUCGGGGACACCAGCGCGACUGUUCGCACCAAGAAGCCGCUGGACGCUGACACACUGACAGGCAGUGACAGAACCUUGUAUUACAAUGUCAGGUGUGACGGUGUCAUUAAGUAUGACAACCUCAGGGAGCUAAAACUGAACGACCUGAAUGACAAUGGUCCUGUAUUCGAUCAGAACCACUACAGCACCAACGUCUCUGAGACGACACAACUGGACACUGAGGUUCUUCGUGUGACCGCUGAGGACGCCGACAGCACCUCGACAAACAACAGACUCACAUACUCCUUCACGCCAGCUUCAGAGGACUUUACGUUGACUAACUCCGGGGCUUUUAUUUUGAAGAGACGGCUGAACUACAAUUUAGUCCAACAGUAUAACUUCGUUGUGACGGCUCAGGAUGUCGGGGGCUUGAAUGACUCUGCCACCGUGGUGAUAAACGUGGUGGACUUUGAUAACUUGAACCCUUAUUUCAGUCACAGCAUGUACCAAGCUGUGAUCCCAGAGAACCAGGUCGGGCCUUUUGGCAGCAUAGAGCCGGAGCCGAUAAAGGCUCAGGACGGAGACACUGGGAUCAACGUAACGGUGUCCUACAGAAUCAGUUCAGUCUCUCCGGACGAGUACGAGGGAAACUUUGAGAUCGACUCCAGCAGUGGAGUUGUGUCUGUGCUGACUGCGUUAGACAGAGAGGAGAUAAACACCAGAGUGAUCUCUGUCAGCAUCAAGGCGGCUCAGACAGACGACAGCUUGAAGACAGCAGACGCCGUGGUGUCUGUGACUGUUGAGGAUGUGAACGAUAAUCCUCCAGAGUUCGGCCAGCCGGACUACUCCAUAACACUUCAGGAGAACUCUCCUGCCGGUGCCGUCGUCCUUAAAGCCACCGUCAGCGACCCGGACGAGGGAGGAUUUGUUGGAACUUUACGGGUCCUUCCAGAGUCCGCUCCUUUCUCUGUGGAUGCUGAUGGGACAGUUCGAGUGGAGAACUCCUCAGCUCUGGACCGAGAGACCGCUGAACACAUCACAUUUCAGAUUGAAGCCAGGGAGUCAGAAACACCAAACAAUGUUGUACUGGCAGAUAUCAACGUCACUCUCUUGGAUGAGAACGACAACAGUCCAGUGUUCACCAGCGACACGUACGAAGGAAAGGUGUUCGCCAAUCAGACAGUGGGUUUGCUGCUGGUCCAGGUUAAUGCAGAAGAUGCAGAUGCUGGUCCAAACGGCCGAGUCAAAUACUCCAUUGUGUUUGGAAACAACGACGAUUACUUCUCUAUCGGAGAGGACAGCGGAGAGAUCACGCUGGCUAAAACCAUUCCUCUGGUGGAAAACCAGAUUCUGGAGUUUCCUCUUUACAUAACGGCCAGAGACGAGGGCGUCAUACCCCGCUCCACCUCAGCAAAGGUGAACAUUCAAGCUCCUGGUGACUCCAAACCUCAGUUUUUACAAAGGGUCUACCACAGCACCAUAGAAGAAGAGCAGGACCCAGGAGUUUUGAUUGUCAGGGUGAACUUCCUCGCAGCAGGAGAGAUCCCUGUGACUCUCACAGUCGAUACAGACGCCGACAAGUUCGCCAUCUCCCCUGAAGGAGAAUUGACCACCAAGGUGAAGCUGGACUACGAUGAGUCUUCACACAACUACUCUGUGGGAAUCUCCAUCUCUGACGGCACCAACAGCGACAGUGCCGUGGUGGAGGUGCAGGUGACUGACGUCAAUGAUAACAGUCCUGUUUUCAGCCCCAGCUCCAUCACAGAGUCAGUCCCAGAGGACGCAGAGGUAGGAUCCAACGUGACUGCUGUUCCAGCUACAGACAAAGACAGCGGCUUCAACAAGGAGCUCAGAUACUCUUUAAGAGGAGGAGAGGGGAGGUUCUCUGUGGAUCCUCUGUCUGGGAUGGUGAGUGUGGCAGCUGGACUGGACAGGGAGACCAAAGCAGAGUACCAACUGCUCGUGGUGGCUGAAGAUCAGGGUCGUCCGACCAGGUCUGCCACAGCCACGCUGCUGGUCCGAGUGUCCGACAUCAACGAUAACGCCCCCGUGUUCUCAGCGGCCGAGUAUCAGGCUGAAGUGUUGGAGACGGAGUCAGUGGGUACGAGCCUGCUCACCCUAACAGCUGGAGACCCCGAUGAAGGAGCCAAUGGGAGAGUUAGUUUCAGUAUCCUCCAGCAGAGUCCCUCAUCAGACCCUGCUGCUUUUGAGCUGGACUCUUCCAACGGGACUCUGCGGCUGGCUCAGACUCUGGACUACAGCCGGGUGAAGGUGUACAGUCUGAUAGUUCAGGCCUCUGAUGGAGGGAUUCCCUCUCUCACGGGGAACAGCUCUGUGGUGGUGAAGGUGAAAGACGUGAACAACAACCCUCCUGAGUUCAGUCAGGAAAGAUACGACGUGGUGGUCUCUGAGAACCUGCCCAGUGGAGCGUCCAUCCUGACCCUGGAGGUCACUGACAGAGACGAGGGUGGAUUCUCUCACGGUCACUUCCUGUUUACCAGCGAUACCUUCGACAUUAACAAACAAGGCGUGGUCUCUCUGAGGAAGGACGUCAGCUUGGACAGAGAGACAAACGACAGCUACCUAAUACAGGUGCGGGCGGUGGAUCAGCCCACAGCAGGUCUGACAUCCACAGCUCAGCUCAACAUCACCGUCCUGGACUACAACGACAACGCCCCAGAGUUCCCGGUUCUCCCAGACCCCCUACAGAUCCUGGAGGGCGACUACUCAGAGGAAACUCCAGGAGAAGUUUUCACCAUCGUGCCCACAGACGCCGACCUCGGCCCCAACGGGGAGGUCACCCUCUCCCUCUCUUCGCCUCACCCGCUCUUCAGAUUGAGAGAGGACGGGACGCUGCUGGCUGUGGGACCUCUGGAUCGAGAGAGCAGGGAGACGUUUGAGCUUUUGGUGAAGGCCUCUGAUAAAGGCCAGCCGCAGAGAGAGACUUUCACCUCCGUCAGAGUGAGCCUCAUCGACGUCAACGACAACACACCUGAGUUCAGCUCCAGCAGCUACGUCAGCAGCAUCCUGCUUAAAGACGCAGAGGAGGGGAAAGAGCUGCUGAGGCUGUCCGCCUCUGACAGAGACUCAGGGAACAACUCACUGAUCACCUACAGUUUCUCUGAAGGAAGUUCUCCAUAUUUGGCCCUAAACAGCCAGACAGGAGCUGUGACUUUGACCUCUGACCUCGCUGACAUCACUGAAGACAUCACACUGGUGCUGACGGCCAUGGCUGAAGACAACGGCCAGCCUCCGCUCAACUCCACAGCCCGUGUCGUGGUGAAUCUAAGGGUUGUCAGUCUGGUGGAGGGCGUAGGCUUCAGGAACCCCACCUACAACUUCAGUCUGCCUGAGAACCGGCCUGAGGGGACGACAGUGGGGACAGUCUGGGCCUUUACAGGAAGUGACCUUUACGAUGUUUCCUACGAGCUGAAGACAGACACCGACCUGUUCUCCAUCAGCGCCGGGGGAGCCAUCGUGACCAGAACCCCUCUGGACCGAGAGAAGCAGGAGUGGUACUUCCUGGACGUGGAGGCAGUGGACACCAGGACUCCCCCUACAUCAGCCACCGCACUGGUCAGAGUUCAGAUCGAGGAUGUGAACGAGCCUCCCGAGUUUUCCCCUGAAGAUUAUGAAGCUAUGGUUUUCAGCAUCGCUCCAUAUAAAACGCCUGUCAUCACAGUCAAGGCUUCAGAUCCUGACGUCGGUGAAGAGGGUCAGCUGGUCUACAGUCUGUCAGACAGGCAGUACUUCGAUAUAGAUCCGUCCUCAGGUGUGGUGUACGUGGUGUCAGCAGUGGCUCUGGCCGGAGAGUCUGUCACCCUGCAGGUGAAGGCCACAGACCCCAGAGGACUCCAUGCUACGACCAAGGUGGAGGUGGAGGUGCAGGGAAGUGCAAGCAGCAGUGACGUGGUCGUCAUCUCCCUGAACCUGCCCGCCAACACGGUGGAGGAGAAGGUCCCGGAGCUGGAGAAGUCUUUGAGCUCAGUUCUGGACUGGACCGUGAUCAUCAUCGAGGUGUCGUCUGCAAACGGAGGAUCGUCAGAGUCCAGAUCUGUGAGAGCAGAGACGAGGACUUUAGUCAGCUUCAUCAGUGAGGACGAGGAGGGGGUGGUUUCCUCUGAAGAAGUCACAAAGAAGCUGCAGAGCCAAUCAGCUGCUGUGACGGCGGCGCUCGUCAAAGUGUUUGGGGAGGAGCUUCAUUUCGACAUCGAGAUAGAGCCUCAAAGCCCCGCCUCCAACCAGGCUGCUGUCAUCGCUCUGGGCGUCCUGUUGGCCCUGAGCAUGCUGGGAUUGAUCGUAGCUGUGGUCUUCAUCGUCAGGUUCAAGAUGUCGGACAAAUCCGAUAACAGUUCCGACAGAGAGAGCUUCGACAUCGGCCGUCGUAACGAAGGUUACACGAACGGGUCCGCACCGAACCCCGACACCAAGGAAACCUCCGAACAGGGAGACACGAGGAGAGCCGAGGACCGGCUGACGGCUGAGAGAGUGAAGACGGGCAGCGUCGGUGUGAAAUUCAAAGGGGACAGGAAGACGGACGAUGACGACGAAGACGACUUCUCUUUCUGAUCGUUGGACUGCUCCGAGUCUUCACUGAAAUAAUCCAACCGCUUUCAAAACAAACACUUAUUUAUCGGAUCACUGUAUAAAAAAAACAACUUUUCAAAGUCG